This is a messenger RNA of Sphaeramia orbicularis (orbiculate cardinalfish), 1880 nucleotides long. RefSeq names its product ELAV-like protein 1. The record is from RefSeq and is a predicted model, not a curated record. Lineage: Eukaryota; Metazoa; Chordata; Actinopteri; Kurtiformes; Apogonidae. The transcript has 8 exons. Gene Ontology annotation, cellular component: ribonucleoprotein complex. Gene Ontology annotation, molecular function: RNA binding. The coding region runs from base 208 to 1287 and encodes 359 amino acids.
AGCGCGAGAUUUCAUUUGGCUUUACUCGAUGUGUUUCGGGUGGAGCCGAAAAGCAGAGAAGCUAAUUUUGUUUUUUUAAAAAGCUGUUUAUUCGCGUAGAAUCACGAAAACACCCAUAACACUGGUCUGACGGUAGCUUUGCUGCAUUUGCACACAGGCAGUCAAAUAAUCGCUAAAUUACAGGUGGAGGAAACACUCAAUCAUCUCAUGGCUCUACGACGAGGGCAGUUCAGGUACUUAAAGGUGUGUGAGGUUCAGUCGUCCCAGGGUGACGUCAGAGACGGCACCGCAGGAGGUGCAGGUGGAAAGUCGGAGCUGUACGAUAACGGCUACAGCGAGCAAAUGGUGGAGGACGAGUCAGAUGCCCGAACAAACCUGAUUGUGAACUACCUGCCACAGAGCAUGAGCCAGGAAGAACUGCGCAGCUUGUUCAGCAGUGUAGGCGAGGUUGAGUCUGCCAAGCUCAUCCGGGACAAAGUGGCAGGCCACAGUUUAGGUUACGGCUUUGUUAACUUUGUUAACCCUAAUGAUGCAGAGAGGGCUAUCAGUACCCUCAAUGGCCUGAGGCUACAGUCUAAAACUAUCAAGGUUUCAUUCGCCCGACCAAGUUCGGACAUGAUCAAAGAUGCUAAUCUUUACAUCAGCGGUUUGCCGAGGAACCUGAGUCAACAGGACCUGGAGGACAUGUUUUCCCGCUUCGGACACAUCAUCAACUCCAGAGUGCUGGUGGACCAGGCCUCCGGUCUGUCCCGGGGUGUGGCUUUCAUCCGCUUUGACAAGAGGGCGGAGGCUGAAGACGCUGUUAAACACCUCAACGGCAAUGUGCCUCCCGGCAGCUCUGAACCAAUCACGGUCAAGUUUGCCGCCAAUCCAAACCAGGCCAGGAACUCCCAAAUGGUGUCACAGAUGUACCACGGCCAGUCAAGGCGCUUUGGCGGACCAGUCCAUCACCAGGCACAGAGGUUCAGAUUCUCUCCGAUGAGUGUUGACCACUCAAGCGGAGGGGGCGGAUCCUCCGGGAACGGGUCGGGCGGUUGGUGCAUCUUCAUCUACAACCUGGGUCAGGAUGCGGACGAGGCCAUCCUGUGGCAGAUGUUCGGGCCGUUCGGAGCAGUCGUCAACGUGAAGGUGAUCCGAGACUUCAACACCAACAAGUGCAAAGGUUUCGGCUUCGUCACCAUGUCCAACUACGAGGAGGCAGCCAUGGCCAUCCACAACCUGAACGGGUACCGGCUGGGAGACAAAGUCCUGCAGGUGUCCUUCAAGACCAGCAAGGGACACAAGUAGAACAAGGACGGAGAGGAUGUGAACCAGUUUAUUUGUCUGGUGGCGUUUGAGCUGUUUUGACAGUUCAGGACUUUUUUCUGCAGUCACAUUCGUAUCGAUGUGAGUUUAUUUUUCUCCCAGCAUGCCCUUUUUUUCCACAGAUGGCCACUUUAUUCGAUUGGUGAUGUAAAGUUUGGACAUUGUAUUUGGAUGUUGAUGGUGGACUAUGACCUGCAAGUUUGAUAGAGUUGUAGAAUAAGGAAAAAUUAGAGUUGUGUUUUUGUUUUUUUGUUUUUCAUCCUGCAGACACUAAAACCAACCUCCACAGCUCAGAGCCAUUGAAAUAUUAUGUUACUGUAAAUUAUAUACACACUUGUAGUUUUUCAUGUGACAGAAUUUUAUUUUUUUCUGUUUCAAGAUUGACUUCACUCUCCACCUGUCUGAAUUUUGGGAAAGACUGCAGGUCAAAAGCUUGUCUGACACAAACAGACCCAGGAAGAACUCAUUUUUAGGUGAAAUGAUCCUUCAAGGAGCAGUAUUUUCUCUUUUGUUUUGCAGCUUCAUUGAAUGUUGGGCUGUUUAUUAAAAAAAAAUAAAUGUUCAUUGGAAGCAUU